Molecule: messenger RNA, 2007 nt
Organism: Neohortaea acidophila
Lineage: Eukaryota; Fungi; Ascomycota; Dothideomycetes; Mycosphaerellales; Teratosphaeriaceae
Product: methylenetetrahydrofolate reductase-domain-containing protein
Exons: 1
Coding region: 1-2007 (668 amino acids)
Biological process (GO): tetrahydrofolate interconversion
Cellular component (GO): cytosol
Molecular function (GO): FAD binding; methylenetetrahydrofolate reductase [NAD(P)H] activity
Source: RefSeq, a predicted model, not a curated record
AUGGCUAAAAUCACCGACAAGAUCGCGGCCCUGCCGCCAGACAGCAACUACUUCUCCCUCGAGUUCUUCCCUCCCAAGACCCAGCAGGGCUUCUCCAACCUCCAUGCCCGCCUGUCGCGUAUGGCACAAGCCCUGCGCCCACUAUUCGUCAACGUCACUUGGGGAGCGGGCGGAAGCACUUCCACCAAAAGCCUCGCCCUGGCGGAGCUCACACAAAGAUCGCUGGGAUUGACAACAUGUCUACACUUGACCUGCACGAAUAUGAGCCGGAGACUGAUCGACGAGGCACUGGAGCAGGCAAAGGCGUUAGGUGUGCGAAAUAUCCUGGCAUUACGAGGCGAUCCGCCGCGCAGCGAAGAAUACCGGGAUGACAGCCAGGCGGCUGCAGAAGAGGAUGACAGCAACAAGGACUUCACGUGGGCCGUGGAUCUGGUCCGAUACAUUCGGAGACAGUACGGCGACUAUUUCUGCGUGGGUGUGGCGGGAUACCCGGAAGGCCACUCGGAUCAAUCGCACCCCGAACAUCAGUCCGUGGAGCAUGAUCUGCCAUAUCUUGUGGAAAAGACUGCUGCGGGGGCCGACUUCAUCAUGACGCAGCUAUUUUACGACGUCGAUGCGUAUCAACAAUAUGAGCGGACACUUCGAGAGCACGAGAGCGGUGUCUUCAAAACAAUACCGAUCAUCCCUGGCCUGAUGCCAAUCCAGAGCUACCAGAUACUCUGCAGAACCACCAAGCUGAGCCAUGCAUCCCUUCCAGCGGACAUAUCUAGCCGGCUUCAUGCUGUCAAGGGUGACGACGAGGCUGUUAAGCGCGUUGGUGUCGAUAUCCUCAGUGAGAUGAUUGGGAAGAUGGAGAAAUUGCCAAGCCCCGGACCGCGAGGCUUUCAUUUCUACACUUUGAAUCUGGAGAAGGUUGUUUCACAGAUCCUCGAGCGAUGCGAUCUUAUCCCAUCGACUCCACCGAUCAUCCUUGCGCCGCCAGAGAAUGGAGCUCAGGUCGAAGAAGCAAUUGUAGAGGAGGAGAGCGAAGGUUACAUGGUCGUCACAGACCUGAAGAAGCGUCGCCAGUCCUCUCUCGCCAACUCACAACCCCGUAACCGCGUUGUCGUAUCUCGCGAUCGUGCAUCGAGCGCCAGCAGCACACGCACCUCCGCUCUCGAAGCGCCGGAAGACCAAGCGGGCGUUCCAAAGGAUCGAAUCAACAGCCGAGCAAACACUCUCGCAAUCUCAGAAGGUCAAGGCGACCUCGGUCGAGAAGCGACAUGGGACGACUUCCCCAACGGCCGAUGGGGUGACGCCCGGUCACCCGCCUACGGCGAGAUCGACGGCUACGGCGUAAGUCUACACGUCAGUGCUCCCAACGCCAAACGGCUCUGGGGCGAGCCGAGCAAGAUCGCAGACAUCUCCGCCCUCUUCCAACAGCACCUGGAGGGCGAAAUCGAUGCCAUGCCGUGGUCGGAGGAAGCGCUGCAGCCCGAGACGUUGAUCAUCAAGCCGAAAUUGCUCAGCAUGAUCAACAAAGGCUGGUGGACCAUCGCAUCGCAGCCGGCGGUCAAGGGCGUCCGCAGCACGGAUCCGAUUUUCGGCUGGGGACCUAAGAACGGCUUCGUAUUUCAAAAGCCGUUCGUAGAGUUCUUCGUUCCUUCGGCCGAUUGGAAGCGGCUGCAGCAGGCUCUGGGCGAGGACGAACAAAUCACUUAUUUCGCCGGCAACUGGGCUGGCGACUUUGUCUGCUCGGAUGAGGAGUCCGUCAAUCCCGUGACGUGGGGCACGUUCACCGGGAAGGAAAUCAUCACGCCCACCAUCAUCGAGGCGGUGAGUUUCAAGGCGUGGUUGGAGGAGGCGUUUGGCAUUUGGGGCGAGUGGCAGCGCGUUUACGAGCCGGGGUCGAAGAGCAGCAAGUUGUUGGAGAAGGUGAGGAAGGAUUACUGGUUGGUGAACGUGAUUGACCAUGGCUUUGUCGUGCCCGGGGCAUUGUGGAAGGUGCUUUUGAACGAAGCUGCAUGA